Molecule: messenger RNA, 696 nt
Organism: Serendipita indica DSM 11827
Lineage: Eukaryota; Fungi; Basidiomycota; Agaricomycetes; Sebacinales; Serendipitaceae
Source: the annotation of a GenBank genome assembly
AUGUCUCAAUUCAACUCUGUGCACUACGGUUCAUUGGACGGAGUGUUGGAAUUCAAAAUCCCAGAGGCAGCGAAUAGUUCCAAUCAAGACGAGAGCCCGAGUACUCCCGACUUUGAAGAUCCCUCGGAUGCUUCCACAAGCUUCUACGGCCACAAACCAGCCAACCCAAAGUAUCCAAAGGGCCCAAAACUCUCGUCCGACAAAGUUGAGGAGGAGCUCCUAGCCUUUGCCGGAUCCGAUGGGCCCAUGAGCGCCGCUCUAAAUAGUCUAUUCUCAGAUGCCAGAUGGCGUAGCCAACUAAAGCCGAUUCCACUCAAUAUGCUGCGGGGUGAGCCAUUGCGCGUUAAAGAACGUGAUUCAUCUGGUCAAAAUUGGUGGCCUUGUCAAUUGGGCUGCCCCGGCGGCAUCCCAGUUAAUGGACACGGUCCCAUCAAGCAGGCGACCAAGGUCACUGACCACAUCGACUGGCACUUGGGGAUACGACGAUAUGCGUGCGUCCAUUGUAACAAAAAAUUUCCUUUGAAGCAAACAGUAGAACGACAUUUGAACACCCACAGCGAGUCCCGGACAUAUUCUCCUUGCCCAAACAAUUGUGGCUUCAAAACGAAGGUCGAGGACAAAGUAUCCAACAUCACACGCCAUCUUGAAGCUUGUCCCAAUGCGUCCCCAGGACAUUCUAAUGAUACCUCCCGAUAA